Molecule: messenger RNA, 684 nt
Organism: Prunus armeniaca (apricot)
Lineage: Eukaryota; Viridiplantae; Streptophyta; Magnoliopsida; Rosales; Rosaceae
Source: the annotation of a GenBank genome assembly
AUGAGGUUCUUCUCCUGCAACAAGAAAGGUCAUGCCGCUAACACUUGUCACAAAUUGGGCCGUCAGCUCAAUGCUUCCUACAGUUCUUCAUCUUCUGGGCCAUUUACUAGAUACUAUGUUAAUCCACAAUCUGCUGCUACCUCUUCUUAUUGGAUUGUUGACUUUGGCGCUACUGCUUAUGUGACUGCUGCCAAUCAGCACCUGCAGAAUUCUUCUCCAUACACUGGCUCUGACUCUUUGCAAGUUGGUAAUGCAAAUAAGUUUCUUCGCGACAACUCUUGUUCACUAACGUUCUAUCCUGAGUCCUUCACAAUUAAGGACUUAGCUACGAAGAGGAUGCUCUUCCAAGGUCUCAGUGAGGAUGGUGUCUAUCGACUUUUUGCUGGUAUUGCAGCUUCUUUUUCCUCAAGCCCUUCAACUGCUUUUCUGGUUAAUAAAUGUGAUAUCUUCACUUGGCACAGAAGUGACAAUCAUCUACCUGUUAGUGGUGACUUGUCUAAGUCCUUAAUAUGUUCUGAUUGUAUGGUUGGGAAAGCUCAUAAGCUUCCUUUUGUUCGUUCUGCACAUAAGUCCACCAAGCCUUUGGAGCCUGUGCAUUCGGAUGUCUGGGUCCCAGUCCCACUAUUUCAGCUCUUGGAAUCUGUAGUUCCUUCUUCUCCUAAUCGUCAUCCAAUGGUUACUUGA